Molecule: messenger RNA, 306 nt
Organism: Rhizophagus irregularis DAOM 181602=DAOM 197198
Lineage: Eukaryota; Fungi; Glomeromycota; Glomeromycetes; Glomerales; Glomeraceae
Source: RefSeq, a predicted model, not a curated record
AUGGAUUUAGAUAGUAAAGCCUAUUCCAAGUUAAUUCAUGCACACAAUAGUAUUGGAGGCUCUGAAGAAUAUAUAAGAAUUAUUGUUGCAAUAUUGCCUUUAGCAGAAAGACAUGAUCAUGAAACACCAGAAAUGUGGUGCUCUCGUAUUCGUGAUUCAUUUAGGAAAAUACUAGAAGAGAACCCAAGAAUCCUUUCUAAGAAUAGAUAUAUUACAAUGUAUGAAAAGCUAUAUGUAGAUGAUAGGAUUCAUAAUCGUCCAACCAAUUAUAUAUAUUGCAGUGGAAUUUCAGAUCUGGCAAUAUAA